AUGGAUUCUAGCAUCAUGGAUGAUUUCGGGAUCCCCGUUAUUGACACGGAUGAGUCUCUGUUCUCUAUCAUCCCAAAACUCUCUCAAUUUAUCAGCAUGGCAAUUGGUGACGUCGCGUUCUCAUUUGAGGACAUGAGCCAUGAAUCUCGAGGCCAUCGCCUUCGUCAACUGGUACACGCGUUGGCCGAGGAUAGCCACAAUCCCUUCAUCAUUGUGGCCUUGAUGAUUCUCAAGUGGGAAUUUAUGAGUGUUGCCGAUGAUGACUGGGGAUUGAAUGAAAGUCGAGGUGCAGCAUGCGAGUUUGUAGCAUGGCAGUUUCUAUGUCAUCUGAAUCAGAUUGAGGCUAUCGACUUCCUUUUGGAAGAGCUCCCGAUCCCUCGUCGCAACUCAACAACUUCUGAGGUUGAAAGGAGUAAUCCUGGAUUUGAGCUUGCUGGCGAGACAGAAGCAACACCUCUCUUGUCCCGCUCGCCAACCCCUCUUAAUCUCCUUGGAUUCGGUAAGAGAAGCGCAGCGGCUCAGAAGAAUCGAGAUUAUUCGGAGCUUUAUGGCUCAGACCACGACAGGGAGGACUUUUCCCGAUAUUUUCAAUUCUUUGGGCUAAAUGCGUUGGAAAUCGCUGCUGUCGCCCAAGCUAAAAGGUUUCUCAGUCAACGCGUGGUUCAGCGUAUGGUCAAUGAUAUCUGGAACGGAGAAAUUGUCUUUUGGGACUCGCUUACUGUUCAUUCGGCAAAGAAGCCACAGAUAUUCAACCGCAAAACGGCAGAUCCGUAUUCGCGAUUACGAGUUCCUGUAUAUCGAAAGAUGUUUGAAGCAGGAUUCUUCCUUUCUCUGUUAUUUCUGUACUAUACAGUACUCGUCGAAAGAUCACCAACAUCAAUUGGUCGUUUUGAAAUUAUGAUGGACAUUUGGAUCAUCGCCUUUGCCUACGACGAGCUGAGUGGACUCGUUGAUGCGGGUGUACUCUUUUAUCAAAUGGAUUUCUGGAGUCUAUGGAACCUUGCCAUUAUAGGGGUCGGAUUUGCAUUCAUUAUCACCAGGGGAGUCGGUCUGGUGAAACAUGACGACUACAUCUUAAACUUGGCAUUCGAUAUUCUCUCAUUAGAGGCGCUGUUUCUUGUCCCAAGGAUAUGCUCGCUUGUGAGCCUUAAUGCAUAUUUCGGCAGUUUGGUAGAUCCCCGUGAUGAAAGAGAUGACGAAAGCAUUUAUGAGGUUUCUACCUGUAGUAUUGGUCGUGUACACAGGUGGAGAAUAGCAUUUUUCACCACAUUUUCGCUUCUUGCCCGUGACCGUUUUUCUCUUGGAGAAAUGUCGUUCUUACUCUUGAAGGUCUUCUUUGGGUCUGGGACGCUUGGAUUGGACAACGCAGAAAAGAUUUCUCCGAUCUUCGGAUAUAGCUUGAUGUUGAUAUUCGUGCCAAUGAGCAACUUCUUGAUUCUUGCAUGCCUCAUCAGUUUAAUGGGCAUGAGUCUAGAAGGAGUCAUGGCUCACGCCCGUGAGGAGUAUCUAUUCCAACUAUCUAUCUACGUGCUAGAAAGUAGCAACUCCCGGCGCCUAACAUAUUUCCUACCACCCCUGAACCUGAUUCCACUCCUAUGCAUCCGCCCCUUACGACUCUUCCUGUCCGCAGAGACAGUCCGCCGAGUACGCAUCGUCUUACUUCGAGCAACUCACCUUCCAUAUGUGAUGAUGAUCUGGAUCUACGAGUCAAGUCGUCGAAAUUCGGAAAAAUCAUCUUCUCGAUCGAUAGCAGGACGACCACCUAGUACUUCUACAAGCGAUCCGAGUAUUUCGAGAUUCCAGGCCCCAAUGCAUCCAUCCGUGGUUGAAGUGAAUCGUAUAAGACUUGGUCACGAGCAACUCAGUGCGGAUUUGCAGAAUGCGAGUGGGUUUCACCCAGCGCGGCCUGGGCAGACACAGACACAGCUCGCGGAUGUGAUGGAUGCUGUGGAGCGGCUCCGAGUACAGGUGGAGCGUGUCAGCAUGGCGCUUGCUGCGCAGCAAAGA
Messenger RNA from Penicillium odoratum, 2007 nucleotides. RefSeq lists its product as uncharacterized. NCBI's taxonomy places the organism in Eukaryota, Fungi, Ascomycota, Eurotiomycetes, Eurotiales, Aspergillaceae. The record is from RefSeq and is a predicted model, not a curated record. The annotation marks the transcript as partial. The transcript is spliced from 15 exons.